AUACUCCUCAAAUUUGUGAUCUCAUCACAUAACGUGAUUGGUGAACUGUUAUCUUGCUUUACUAGUGAUUAGUUUUACUUGUUUUUCUUCAUCAACGACUUCCUCUUUCUCUCUCUUUGCAACUGCAUUCUAUCUGGCUCUGAUCUACCUGCAACUUUGGCACCACUGUGAUUGCGAAGUACUUUUCAACAGUGAUAGUUUCUGUUUAGACUGCCAUGGCAAUCUCUGCAAUUGGUUUUGAAGGUUACGAAAAGAGGCUUGAAAUGUCAUUUUUUGAGCCAGGCAUCUUUGCAGAUCCUGAAGGAAAGGGUCUUCGGUACCUCUCGAAGGCCCAGUUAGAUGAGAUUCUGGCACCAGCUGAGUGCACUAUAGUUUCGUCACUGUCAAAUGAUCAUGUUGACUCUUAUGUCCUGUCGGAGUCGAGCCUCUUUGUCUAUCCAUACAAGAUCAUCAUCAAAACCUGUGGGACAACAAAGUUACUUCUUUCAAUCCCACCAAUCCUGAAGUUGGCUGAGACCCUUUCGCUUGAAGUACAAUCAGUGAGGUAUACACGUGGGAGCUUCAUUUUCCCUGAAAGUCAGCCGUAUCCUCAUCGUAAUUUCUCAGAAGAAGUUGCUGUUCUUGAUAGCUACUUUGGGAAGCUCGGUUCAGGCAGCAAUGCUUAUGUAAUUGGUGGGUUGUGCAAGUCCCAAAAAUGGCAUGUAUACUCUGCUUCUGCAGAAUCAGUGAUCUCUUGUGACCCUGUCUACACUUUAGAGAUGUGCAUGACAGACUUGGACAGGGAAAUGGCUUCUGUUUUUUACAAGACCCAAUCAGGUUCGGCGGGUACAAUGACCAUUAAUUCUGGUAUCAGAGACAUUCUUCCAGAAUCCAAGAUAUGUGAUUUUGAGUUUGACCCCUGCGGUUAUUCAAUGAAUUCAAUUGAAGGGACUGCUAUCUCUACUAUCCAUGUUACCCCAGAGGACGGUUUCAGUUAUGCAAGCUUUGAAACGGUGGGUUAUGAUCUGAAAGAAGUGAAUUUGUGUGAGCUGGUGGGGAGGGUGUUGGCUUGUUUCCAACCAAAUGAUUUCUCCAUUUCUGUGCACGUUGAGGUCGCAGGAAAGUUUCUUGAGCAGGACUGUUUGUUGGAUGUGAAGGGAUACUGUUGCGAAGAGAGUGGCCUUGAAGAGCUUGGAAUGGGCGGUUCAGUUGUCUUCCAGAAAUAUGUUAGGACUGGGGGCAAUAGCUCUCCUAGAUCAACUCUGAGAUGCUGCUGGAAAGAGGAAGAAGAUGAAGAAUCUAAAUAAUUGUUAUGGUUUACUUUUAAAUUUCUUGGGCUUUUGAUAAUAAAAUAAUUGAUUUUUGGAUGUUGUCAAAUGUUGAGUUGUCUAGUGUCUGUAUAAGCGGUCGAUAAUAUUCAGAUUUGUGUGGCAGUCUUAUCAUUUAUGGACUUCUGUUUCAUUCAGAAUGUAUUGGCAGUGUUGGAUUGAUCUGAGUUCAUUCAGAGUUUAUCAGCAGUGUUGGAUUUAAAAAAGCGUUAUUUGGAAUAUUAAUCACACUCAUUGCACUUGACCUUUUCUUGGAUA
This is a messenger RNA of Pistacia vera, 1565 nucleotides long. Its product is annotated as S-adenosylmethionine decarboxylase proenzyme-like. The record is from RefSeq and is a predicted model, not a curated record. Gene Ontology annotation, biological process: spermidine biosynthetic process; spermine biosynthetic process. The coding region runs from base 216 to 1286 and encodes 356 amino acids. Gene Ontology annotation, cellular component: cytosol. The transcript has a single exon. Gene Ontology annotation, molecular function: adenosylmethionine decarboxylase activity. Lineage: Eukaryota; Viridiplantae; Streptophyta; Magnoliopsida; Sapindales; Anacardiaceae.